Molecule: messenger RNA, 576 nt
Organism: Arabis nemorensis
Lineage: Eukaryota; Viridiplantae; Streptophyta; Magnoliopsida; Brassicales; Brassicaceae
Source: the annotation of a GenBank genome assembly
AUGGCCGCCGCAUUCACUAGAUCUCUACCGGCCGCUGGAAACUUCGCCAACCUCUUGCCGACCGGAACUGCCCUCAUUUACGAAACCCUAAUCCCGUCUUUCUCCAAUGGCGGCGAGUGCGCUGAUAAAUCCGCCAAUAAACUCCUCACCAUUUCCCUCAUCUCCUUCUGCGCCGUCGCAUGCUUCUUGUCCUCCUUCACCGACUCUUUCGUAGGAGAAGACGGCCGCAUUUACUACGGAAUAGCCACCGCUAAGGGUCUCUACAUCCUCAACGACUAUCCGGACGUUGGUUAUGAUCCGGAGUCCGGCUUAACGGGAGACAAGAAACGGAGAUACAAGCUGAGCUUUGUAGAUUUCUUACAUGCUUUCGUGUCGGUGGUCGUGUUCUUGGCGUUAGCCGUUGAGAGUUCGGAUUUUCGGAGGUGUUUGCUCUCGGAGGACGACGGCGACAAUUGGGGUGGCAUUAUGGUAAUUUCGAUUAGGUAUUUUGGGCUUAUGGUGGGGACAGUGGCGAGCUUCUUGUUUGCUUUAUUCCCCACAAAACGGAGAGGCAUCGGAGUUACGGAUAUUCCUUAA